AUGGAAUCGACUAACGUUUCCCAUAAUUUUGAGCAUCUUCUGUACAUUGAUGCCAAAGAUCAUGUGAUGCGAAUCCAUCAAACUAUGAUCUUCAUGUACAUCUUCUCCGCAGCUCUGUCCAUCAUCGGCAAUGUGCUUGUAAUUAUUGUUCUUCUGCGGACGUUCCAUCGACACUUCUCCCUCUCCAGCUACAAGAUAAAUCUAGCGGUUGCAGAUCUGUGCAUCAUCGUGUUCUGCGUACCUUUCACGUACACCCAGGCAGAGCUAGGGGAGUGGGUCUUCGGAGCUGUGCUCUGCCCCCUCAUCAUGUUCCUUCAGCUGUGCUGUGUCUGCUCCAGCGCAUACACGAACGUCGCCAUAGGACUAGACAGAUUCUUAGCAGUACUUUACCCUCUAAAGAUUAGACAUCACUUUAAAAAUCGCUUGCUCGUGAUCGGUCUGCUGUGGCUACUAGCAGCCGGUCUCGCAUGCCCAUUGCUGAUGGUGGCGAAGAGCGUGGGGCUAGGGGAUGGCAACUCCACCCGCGCGGCUUGCAAUGAGAACUGGUCGACGCCCACCCAGAAGCUGGCCUACACCAUGGCUGUGUUCGUCAUCGUGUUUGUCAUCCCGACGGCGUUGCUGUCGGUCACCUACACCUGCGUGGUGCACACACUCUGGAAGCGAGUCACCCCUGGCAACGCUCAUGCGGAGCGCGACAGACGUCAACUGGAGUCCAAGAAGCGGAUUACCUGGAUGCUAAUUAGCGUCGUAACCCUGUUUGUCAUCUGCUGGCUACCGCUACACGUGCUGAAGAUCGUGAUCGACCUUGACCCCCGCGUCCUUGACUCUCUGGACGACUAUACCCUCGACUAUCUCUUCUUCAUGUGUCACUGGAUCGGCGUGUCGCACGCCUUCGUCAACCCCAUAAUAUACGUCAUCACAGAUUCGGAAUUCAGGACCAAAUUAUGGGACGUGCUAACUCUAAAGAAGGCACCAAAGCGACUGACGGUUGUCACUAACAGGUGCACUAGUCUUAAAAGCAAGGCCUCGCGGUCGGCAAGCACUGGUCGACAGAUCACCUCGACAAGUCCAGUGUCCCGGAACAUCUUCACGUUUGAAAACAUCCUCAAACGCCCUGAGACAAUUUUGUUUCCAAAAACCGAAUGUAAAAAUGCGAACAGUCCGAACAUGGCGUACUUCCAGGAAUCGCCAACAUGUACAAAUGCGGAAAGUCCAACUAUGACGUAUUUCCAAGAAUCGCCAACAUGUACAAAUGCGGAAAGUCCGGCUAUGACGUACUUCCAGCCAACUGAAUCGUCCAGUCUUUUAACAGAAGGUCUGUUAGGAGACAGUCGAUUGGGAGAUACCUCGAUAAAGGAGAGCAGAUUAGCAGAUGCGCUAGCAGGUGGUAGGUCAGAAGACAACGGGAUGAAACAGAGGCUGUUAACAGUAAAUCGAUUAGCAAAUAUGUUAGAAGAUAGGCUAUCAACGGGCAACCGGUUAGCAGACAAUAUAUUACAAGAUAGCCUCUUGGCAGACAAACGGGUUGCACAAACGUUAAAAGAGAAGCCUAUACCAGGUAACCGGUUUGAAGACGAAAAUAGCGUUUUAACAGGAAGCCGGUUAGCAACAAACCGACUAGAAGACGGCAUGUUCAAAGAAAACCUCUUAGCAGAAAACAUUUAUAAAGACAACAUUUUACAAGAGAGCCUCUUGGCAGUAAACCGGUUAGCAGACGAGUUAACAAAGAACAAGUUUGCAGAGAACCGGUUAUCAGACGACUUACCAGAGAACCGGUUAGAAAACAAGUUUGCAGAAAACCGGUUAGCAGACGAGUUAGCAGAGAACCGGUUCGCAGACAAUCUGUUUGCAGAAAACCGGUUAGCAGACGAGUCAGCAGAGAACCGGUUACCAGACGAGUUAGUGGAGAAUCAGUUAGCAGACGAGAUUGUGGAGAUAAUCGGUUACCAGACGAGUUAG
Gigantopelta aegis is the source of this 1959-nucleotide messenger RNA. Its product is annotated as neuropeptide Y receptor type 2-like. Gene Ontology annotation, molecular function: neuropeptide receptor activity. Gene Ontology annotation, biological process: neuropeptide signaling pathway. The record is from RefSeq and is a predicted model, not a curated record. Gene Ontology annotation, cellular component: membrane. The transcript is spliced from 4 exons. NCBI's taxonomy places the organism in Eukaryota, Metazoa, Mollusca, Gastropoda, Neomphalida, Peltospiridae. The coding region runs from base 1 to 1959 and encodes 652 amino acids.